GAGAAGCACGAAGAGAAACUGGUCAUGCUCACCAAUCAGUCAGAAGAUUCUGAAAGAUGUGAAAGCAUGGAGCUGGAUAAUAAAAUCCGCGAUCUGAUUGAGAGGAAUGUUUCUGAUCCCAGAGGGGUCACCGUGGGGGCCAUGCCGAGUCACAGAAGUCCGUGUUCUGUGAAGCCUCCAGGAAAAACAGCUUCCGUGGCACAUUUCCUACAGAGCACAACUAGAAUGAGUGGUGCAGAAAGUUCUACGGAGCAUGCAGAGUGUGCUCAGUCAUCGAGAAGAAAGAACUUAAAUUCUCUUGAACAAAAGAUAAGGUGCCUGGAAAAACAGAGAAAAGAGCUCCUGGACGUUAACCAGCAAUGGGAUCUGCAAUUUAGAAGCAUGAAAGAGUUAUAUGAAAGAAAGGUCGCAGAGCUGAAAACGAAACUGGACGCUGCGGAAAGAUUCCCGAGCACGCUGGAGAAGGAGCCGCUGCAGAGCCAGAGCGAGAGCGAGCAGCAGCGCGACCAGACGCGCGAGCGGCUGCGGCGCCAGGAGAAGGAGAAGGAGAGCCUAAAUGAAGAACUACAUGAAUUGAAGAAAGAGAAUAAGCUUUUGAAGGAAAAAAAUGCUCUCGCGAACCAGAAGAAGCAACAUUAUGAAUGUGAAAUAAAACGUCUCAAUAAGGCCCUUCAGGAUGCCUUGAAGGUGGAGUGUUCUUCACCUCCUGAGGACUGUUUGGGGAAGUCUGAAAUGGAGUGCAGCCAUGAGGAGAUGAGAACAGAAAUGGAAGUUCUCAAACAGCAGGUGCAAAUAUAUGAAGAAGACUUCAAAAAGGAGCGAUCAGACCGAGAAAGACUGAAUCAAGAAAAAGAAGAGCUACAGAAAAUUAAUCAAACUUCACAAUCCCAGUUGAACAGGCUGAAUUCUCAGAUAAAAGCUUGUCAGAUGGAGAAAGAAAAACUAGAAAGGCAAUUAAAACAGAUGUUUUUCCCAACCUGUAACUGUGGCUGGAAUUUCCACCUGCGGGAUCCAUGCCUACCGACAGGCCCUGGGGCUGUGCAGGAUCUACAGAUGCACCCAGCAGACCAUCAGUGGUAUGCUCCUGACCCGUUUCCGCCAGAUGUGCAGCACAAGGCGAAUGGUUUCUCCUCAGAAAAGAAAGCCAAUCAGUAGAAGCACACGUGGCGGAGGAGCACACAGGCUGAGUGAGAGCCUGGCCGAGGGCCCUUG
Hippopotamus amphibius kiboko is the source of this 1212-nucleotide messenger RNA. It is a transcript of the gene TNIP3, whose product is annotated as TNFAIP3 interacting protein 3. Gene Ontology annotation, biological process: cellular response to lipopolysaccharide; regulation of transcription by RNA polymerase II. The record is from RefSeq and is a predicted model, not a curated record. Bases 25 to 1155 code for a protein of 376 amino acids. Lineage: Eukaryota; Metazoa; Chordata; Mammalia; Artiodactyla; Hippopotamidae. The transcript is spliced from 13 exons.